Molecule: messenger RNA, 1093 nt
Organism: Aspergillus glaucus CBS 516.65
Lineage: Eukaryota; Fungi; Ascomycota; Eurotiomycetes; Eurotiales; Aspergillaceae
Exons: 3
Coding region: 1-717 (238 amino acids)
Source: RefSeq, a predicted model, not a curated record
AUGAAGAUUUUCCCCUUCCUUACCAUAGCAGCCACCACCACCCUAGCCCAAACCACUCUCUUCCCACUCUUCAACGCCGCCCCAACAACCCUCCCUAUCACCGGUGCACAAGGCAGCGUUGUCACCGCUGACUCCUCAGCCACCACUAUCGCCAUCCAAUGCAUCAAAGGCGACGACCUCUGCCGCCUCAACCAACCCGUCACCGUCACCGAGGGCCCUUCCACGCAUUCCAUGAGCGCAGUCUUUUCAACACAUACACUGGCUCUAAACGGGGUGGCUACCAUGAUCGAAGACUGCAUUAUCACAUCUAGUACCGUCGGCGCAUCGUGCACGGUGUCGCUUACUUUGGAGCUGACAUCACCGGCACCGACAUCAACAUUAACAGGGUCGAUGACUGCUGCUUCUGCCUCGGUUUCUACUACAAGCAGGAGUUGGGAGUCCAGUUGUGGAUUACAUGAUAUCUAUUAUAAGCCGUUGACAGUCACGGCGGGGAUGGAAAAGUUAAAUGUUCCAACUGCAGAGCCAACGGAUGCGGGGGCGGGAGCGGGGAAGGGGGAGGAGAAUCUGGGGAUCGGGAGGGCCGUGGCUGCGGCUGUGGCUGCUGCGGCCAUAGCCCAUGCUUACUUCGAAGUCCGAGUACCGAUGCGGUCCCCUGCUACGCCUGCGAAGGUGGCCCCAAGCCUUGCGGCACACAAAUAUGUCCUCAUGCUCGAUUGAUUGAGGGAUUCUCAUAAAGGAAGUCCCUGAUGCGCUGACCAAUCUCAUCUUCAAUUUGGUAGAACUAGGCACGGUCCAGGUGUCUGUCCAGUGGAUCUGCUUCUACUACCGGCUACUGCUGCGAUUGUGUUGCCAGGCGCAAAAAAUAAUGUUACUGGGGAUCUAAAUAUGACAUCGAAAAAAGAGGAAAGGAAAACUAUCACAACUUCUUCAAAAAUCUGGGGCACCUGGCACAUAAACAAACUCCUUUACUUCCACUGAAAAUAGACGUUGCUCCCCUAGACCUUGCAGUACUUCCUCUAGUAGCUGGUCUAGAGGCGGGAAUAUUUCAACCACAAAGGUUCGGACAUGAUUAAUUGCCAUAAUUGUCCGCAAG